AUGGCUAGCCGCGGCGGGGCAUUCGCGUUCGUUGCACUGUGCUUGCUCGACCUCGCGCUGCACGGCGCCGCGGAGCCCCUCGCGCCGGCGAUGUUCGUGUUCGGGGACUCCACGGUGGACGUCGGCAACAACAACUACCUGAAGAAGUGCAAGAUCGAGUGCAAAGCUGACUACCCGCGCUACGGCGUCGACUACCCCGACCAGGCACCCACGGGCCGGUUCAGCAAUGGCUACAACUUGGCGGACCAGCUAGCUCAACUCCUUGGCUUUCCCGAGAGCCCACCACCUUUCCUCUCCCUCCCGAACGACAGCCUCAUUCCACAGAUGAGCAAAGGCAUCAGCUUCGCGUCAGGAGGGUCGGGGCUCCUUGAUAACACCAGCUCCCAUGCGUGUGGCGAGGUGUUGUCCAUGACCAAUCAAGUCCGGAACUUCACAAGUCUUGCUCGGCAGUGGAAAAUCGAAAACCAGACGGCGGCUGAUCUCGUCACCAAAUCUCUCUUCUUCAUCAGCGUCGGCAGCAACGACUUGUUCGAGCACGCCGAUAUCACGGUGGAUAACCGUAACGACACCGAAUUCUUGCAACUCCUCGUCGCCUCCUACUCGAGCUAUCUGAAGGACUUGCACAGAGCCGGGGCCAAAAAGUUCAGCGUGGUGAGCCCGUCGCUGCUGGGGUGCUGCCCGUCGCAGAGGCUGAUAGCACAGGAGAGCAAGGACUUCGACAAGUACGGCUGCUUCGGCUCGGCGAACAACCUCUCCAAGCAGUUGUAUCCCAUGAUCGCCUCCAUGCUGCACGACCUCACUCUGGAGCUGCCCGGCAUGAACUACUCCCUCGGGGACUCGAUCAGGAUGGCCGAAGGGGUCUUCAACAACACGCACACGCCUGCCUAUAACUUCACGGUGCUGAGCAAAGCGUGCUGCGGCGUAGGCGAUUUCGGCGCGAGCGGGUGCAACUCCUCGGUUCCCCUGUGCCAGAACCGCGCCAACUACAUGUUCUGGGACAAGUUCCACCCGACCGAUGCCGCGUCGGCGGUCACCGCGAAGGAGCUCUUCGGCAACACCGGGUCCUUUGUCCACCCGAUCAACGUGCAGCAGCUAGUGACGUCGCAGCCGUAG
Molecule: messenger RNA, 1113 nt
Organism: Phragmites australis (common reed)
Lineage: Eukaryota; Viridiplantae; Streptophyta; Magnoliopsida; Poales; Poaceae
Product: GDSL esterase/lipase At5g55050-like
Exons: 5
Coding region: 1-1113 (370 amino acids)
Molecular function (GO): hydrolase activity, acting on ester bonds
Source: RefSeq, a predicted model, not a curated record